GUCAGAAGCUUUGUUGGGUUGUGGAGCAGAUGGAAUUUUGGGUCUCGCGAAACAGUGAAAUGCGUUUGUCUGUUUGAAAGUACUCUCACAAAGGCAGCCAUGAUCCUAUGACGAGAAGUAUGUGGAGUAUAUCGUGUGAAUAAGCGAGGGAUAUUUAGCCAUGUUCAUAAUUCAGUAAAUAACAGUAUUUCUAUCGGUAAUUUAUAAUAAGUCACUGGAAGUAGCAGCGAGGAGAGGUUUAUUCCAAGAUGGCGAGAAAGGACUUGUGUACGAGAGUGUUAUCAAUAACAUUAGUGGCUUUGUUACUGGGAAUAGAAAAUAAAGGUCGUGUAUUCAGCAGUCAGGCUUAUACUAGGAUAACAGACCAAGCCCUAGCGCCACACGGUAAAUGCGAACCGAUCACUAUACCACUUUGUAAAGAUAUUCAGUAUAAUGAAACUAUUAUGCCAAAUUUGUUAAACCACCAGAAACAGGACGACGCGGGUUUAGAAGUUCAUCAGUUUUUCCCAUUGGUAAAAGUACAGUGUUCGACACAGCUGAAAUUUUUCCUCUGCACAAUGUACGUUCCUGUGUGUACGGUUUUAGAAGAUGCUAUCCCACCCUGCCAGUCGCUGUGCAAUCAAGCUCGGGAUGGAUGCGAAAGUUUAAUGAAUAAGUUCGGUUUCCAGUGGCCAGACAGCUUAAAAUGUGAAAAAUUCCCCCAAACUGGAUUAUGUGUUGGAGAAAAUACAACAGAACCAACCACACAGAAAACUCCGACAGCAAAACCAGGAAAUCCCAAUGUUCCAGGGCGUGGUGGCGGCGGCACAUAUAAUCCAGACCGUCCUGGGUCAGGCGGAGGAUCAACUGGUUCUCACGACGUAAAUAUUUCUAGAGACUUUGGUUUCAGUUGCCCUGAUGAAUUAAAAGUUCCCAAAGGUUUUGAUUACAACUUAAAAGUUGGUCACCACCUUGAAAGAAACUGUGGGUCACCCUGCUAUAACAUGUUUUUUAAGUCAGAAAAAAGGGAGUUUGCACGUUGGUGGAUUGGUGUUUGGUCAUGCAUUUGCCUAGCCUCAACUCUUUUCACCGUUCUGACUUUCCUGAUUGAUAUGCAGAGAUUUAGAUAUCCAGAGAGACCCAUCAUUUUCUUAUCUGGAUGCUAUUUCAUGGUUGCCAUGGCCUAUGUGGUUGGAUUUGCUCUCAGGGAAGAAGUGGGCUGUAUGGAACCUUUUGAACCUCCAAAUGAUAAAAUCAUGAAAGAAAGCAUGGUUCCAAUUAUUACUCAAGGAACCAAAAAGGAAGGAUGUACCAUUUUGUUCAUGAUGUUAUAUUUCUUUAGUAUGGCCAGUUCUAUUUGGUGGGUUAUUUUAACCCUCACAUGGUUUUUGGCUGCAGGAAUGAAAUGGGGACACGAAGCCAUUGAAGCCAACUCACAGUAUUUCCAUCUAGCCGCCUGGGCAGUUCCUGCAAUUAAGACCAUUGCAAUUUUGGCAAUGGGACAGGUCGACGGAGAUGUUCUUAGUGGGGUUUGUUUUACAGGAAUAUUCGAUGUGGAUGCGCUUCGUGGAUUUGUCUUGGCACCUCUAGUUGUGUAUCUUAUCAUCGGAACAUCAUUUUUAUUGGCAGGAUUUGUGUCACUGUUCCGCAUCCGAACAAUUAUGAAAAGUGACGGUACAAAAACCGACAAACUUGAAAAAUUGAUGGUGCGCAUUGGAAUAUUUUCAGUACUGUAUACCGUACCUGCCACAAUUGUCAUAGCUUGUUACUUCUAUGAACAGUCUUUCCGUGAAAAUUGGAUGGUGACCUGGUGGGCCACAACAUGUAAAGGCUACCACAUCCCCUGUCCGUUCGAUCUUAAAUCCAAACCGUGGCCAGACUUUAACGUGUUUAUGAUCAAAUACCUCAUGACUGUUAUUGUAGGAAUAACAUCAGGAGUUUGGAUUUGGACAGGAAAAACCUUCAUGUCGUGGAGGAAUUUUUAUGGACGUAUUUUUUCACCAAGAGGUAAUGAAUCCGUAGUCUGAAGACAAUCCAUGACUUAAAUGGUUUUAGCUUAAAACAAACCAUAAAACGGUUACAGGGCCCCCUCCUGAACCGGGAGGGUUGUCAAUCGUCCAACAGAGAAAGCUUUAAAUUAUUGGAUAUUUUACAAACAAAAGACAAUCAAAGUGAUAGGAAUCACUGAAAAUAUUUUUUCUAUCUGAAAACACCAGUGUUGGCUUAAGGUGUUCAAAUGUGGAACAUUCACCAUUUUUGGGUAAAGACAGAUAUAAUGUAUUAAAUGGUGCUAUCGUUUCAGAAACAGGGUUUUUAGGAACAAGAAAGAUACUAUUUCCUUGAAAAUCUGGAUUCAUAAUCUGAAAUGCUUUUACCAGAUUGUCUUAGUGCGGUGUUGUUGAGUGAUAUGGCAUCAGUCUUGAUGAGAGAGUUAGACCCAGAACUUCACUCUACAACCCAUAUUAAUAGUCUUUCCUACAGACUGUCUAGUUUCUUAGUUCUGGUUUACAUGUAUACAUAGGCACCAAUUCCAUGGUAGGCUAGUUCCUGAUAUUUUGAAAUGGAAUCCACCUGUGUAUCUGCUAUUCUUGUAGAAACCUUUAUUUGGUACCAGUGUUGUAAAUGUCAAUUUGUGAGACCAACAUCAAUAAAUUGGUUUGAAACGAAUUGAAAACAUAGCCGCGCUACGUCAACCAUGUGUUGUGAUUCAAAUCUGAUUUUAUUUUUGGGCAAAUUACUAAAUAAGCUUACAGAAAACAAUUUAAUACUGGUAUUUGUUAAAUACUGCAAAUUUUAUUUUAUCUUUGAUUUGUAAUUCAUUUGAUCUAAGCGGCAAGAAAAGAGUCUGGUUUUAAAGGUGUCCCAAAUUAGUGCUUUUCAAAGAAAGUUCAAAUUUCUAAUUAUAAAAUCUUUUCUACUUAUUGUGGUAUUGGUGCAAUCAAAAGUUUUGAUUUUGGCUCAAAAUGUGGGUUUUCAUUUUUUUUUUUUUCGCUUUGUGAUUUUAUUUAUCAGGGAUUCUAAGAACAAUAAUAUUGAGACUUUCUGAAAUUUGUUAUUUGUCCUAAUUUGAAGGUCACUUGUACUUUUUUCAGAAAUGUCUUGAACACAAAAGAAAAUUCUAAUUUUCUUUGAUCAAAGCAUGAAAUGUUUCAACUGUUGACAAAAAAUGGAUAUUUGUGAUGAACUUGUAAUAUAUUUUUCCAUUUUUGGAAGAUAAUGAAUAUUUUGUGUAUUAUUGGUUCCAGAACUACAAUAUUGGAACUCAGACAUUUUUCACUAUGUGUGAAUUACAAUAAACAGUGGAGUAUUACCUAUAUAUAAUUAUUAUUAUUAUUAAUGUGAACAUAUUAAUAUAAAACUUUUGUUAAUAUAUUAUUAUAUUCUUGUGCUAAAGAGAAACAGUUUGUGUAUAAUAGGCCGAUGUAGUUACAUGUUUCCUCUGUGUGUGACGUAUAUACAUGUAAAAUGUGUCAUGUUCAGAAGUUCUUGACAAAAACAGUUCUUCAAUCUCGAAAUAAUACAUUCAAACAGUGAAGAUUUUUAAAUGUGGAUUAAAUAUUUUAAAAUUUUUGUGGUCACAGAAUUUUUAAAGAAAUGUGUUUUAAUAUGGAGAACUACGAAUUCAAAGACUAGUGUGGAUAAAACCAAUUUUGUAAAUAUUUUGUAAUUUUAAUGUGUAUUAAGACCUGAAUGAGAGCUGAGUUUUAUUUUAAUACAAGUUAAACCCAUUGUUUCACCUAUAAACUAUACAAUUUCAUUUCAGAAGUUUUUAAUUAUAUAUUUAAAGAUUUAUAUACAUGUACUGUAGGUAUAAAACUACAGUAUUAUUUUAAUAUAUUUAGUACCCUCCAGUUAUUGGAAGUAUUUUUAUAAGAUUUAUUGAUCAUGUAGUGGUUCUGUGAAAUAAUCCAUGAUUUUGAUUAUCUACAUAAUAUUUGGUCAGGUUCCUUCAUUAAAUACCCAAAAUGUGAGUCAAUAUUGCAUUUAUCCAACUUACAGCAAGGCAGUUUGUCGUGGUUAGUAUUUUCAUCUACAUCUUAUGCCAUUAUGUAUAGAUUGUAAUUUUUCAACAUUUAAUAUUGUCAGAAACUCUCUUGAACCAUCAAAAUCUGUCAAUAAUCUUGAAUGCUUCCAAAAAGUUUGAAUUUGAUAUUUUGAUCUGGCAAAAAUUGUUUGAUGUUCAUAAGUCAGAAAAUGUAAAACUUGUGUUUCAUUUAUAGGGUCUGAAAUCCAACAUUUGAAAAAAAUCCAUUUAUUUAAAGAGACUAUAAAUGUCUAUUUGAAUGGCAUGUAAAUGAAUUCUAGAAAUUUUUGAUAUGCUUUAUGGACAUGCAUUAUUUUGUAAUGAAUCAAUCUAAAGCAUUUAUUUCAUCAGCCAUAUUUCUACAAAAGUAAAUGACAAUUAGCCCCAACUUGACAUAUAGUGCAAUGACCUUCAUAUAUUGGCUGUGUUCAGGGUUCUUCUAAUUAAUGUUCUAUAUUGAUAUAUUAUUACAUGUAUAUAAGUCAUUAUUAUUUAACCAUUGUUCAUUAAUUAGUAUUUCUGUUAAUUAAUGGUUUCAUGUUCAUUAAUAAGGGUUAUUGUUGAAAUAAAACUCAGUAUGUACAAGUCUUAGUACUCUAUGUAAUGUUAUAUUAUGUAUGAUACUAAAUAAUUCAAGUAAAUAAAUAAAUAACCAAAUAACUUAUAUACAAAUCUUUUACAUUUUAUACUUGAAAAAUCCUAUAUAGAUUUUAGGGGGCAUUUUGCCAAGGAAAAUAUUCAUAUAUGUAUAUGACUUUAAAGGGACAUUUUGCUAAGUAAAAUAUUUGAUUGAAAAGAUGAAA
Messenger RNA from Patella vulgata (common limpet), 4806 nucleotides. RefSeq names its product frizzled-2. Gene Ontology annotation, cellular component: plasma membrane. Gene Ontology annotation, biological process: canonical Wnt signaling pathway; non-canonical Wnt signaling pathway. Gene Ontology annotation, molecular function: Wnt-protein binding; Wnt receptor activity. The record is from RefSeq and is a predicted model, not a curated record. NCBI's taxonomy places the organism in Eukaryota, Metazoa, Mollusca, Gastropoda, Patellidae. The transcript has a single exon. Bases 249 to 2006 code for a protein of 585 amino acids.